Molecule: messenger RNA, 1721 nt
Organism: Eriocheir sinensis (Chinese mitten crab)
Lineage: Eukaryota; Metazoa; Arthropoda; Malacostraca; Decapoda; Varunidae
Exons: 3
Coding region: 242-1159 (305 amino acids)
Source: RefSeq, a predicted model, not a curated record
UGCCUUACUUUUUAACCCCUUUGAGUCUUUAUAGAUGUAUUAUAGUUGUACAAUCACUUCUUAGUCUAAUGGUGUGAAGAAAAUUUACCUAGCUUGUGUAACAGAUGAGCAAGGGAAAGUAAUACAAAUGUUUUCUGAAAUUACUCCCGCUGCUCACUCCCGCGGCGGCGAUGAGGCACUCUGGCACCGGCUGAACGGCGCUGGUUACAUGUAAACAUAUUUUCCGUGUUCGCUGACUCUCAUGUAUGACCACCGGAGCGGACCUCCUCCUCGCCCGACGACACCACCCCGCGCGAUGGCCAACACGACAGACGACGUCACAAUAGUGCAGGAGUACUUCCCGGCCCUGCGGCGCGUACGGGUCAUGCAUUGUGGAGAGCUCAUGGAGUUACUGGACUCUUGCCGAGGCCGUCUUGCCGGAAGGUUCCGCUACGUCCCUCCCGCCGUGAAACACUCCUUCAGGCUGUCCCCUGGCCAAGGAGUGCAGCUGUGGGUGAGGGAGCGGCCACCCCACUCCCUCUACUGCCCCCCCGAGAAGUGCACCGAUGCCAUGGUGCACGCCGUGCUGCUCUACCGCGGCCUGGACGGAGAAUACUGCUUCUUUGACAGCAACUUUGCCACCGCCCCGACCCCCGAGGUGAUGGCGGCCGUGACCCGCUCCGGCACGAGUCGCGUUCACUACCUUCUCGAGCGGCCCGGCAUCCAGGGCGUGGGCGUCGCCACGUGCCAGUACUACUGCCUGGCCCUCAUGAGCUUCAUCGUGCAGCACCCAAACCUGCCCACCAGCUGGCUCAUCAGGGAGUUUGUCGAGGCCAUGCAGCCACAGCGGGACGUGAAGGCGGUGCGUCUCAGCCGGGAGAUUUUUCGAGAGGCGGGCAUCGUCACGUACUUUGAGAGCGCCGGCACGCGCGUGCAUGGGAGCUACCAACCUGCCAGCAGGCCUUACGCUGUGCAUGGACGCUGCCAGCCUACCACCGUGCAUGUGCGCUACCAGUCUACCACCGUGCCUGAGCCCGUGCAUGGGCGCUACCAGCCUGUCAGCGUCAGGAAGACGGAGCGUGACAGAAGGAGGACUAUGAAGAGGCAGCGCAUUUCAAACAGGUGCCCGAAGACGCAGGAACAGAUCGGGUCGCUGCUGACGCCCGUGAGUGGGCAGUGACAGCCAGCCAGCGUCGGGGAGCGAGAGCGCGGCAGGGGAGGUGCCGUACUGUGAACAGCUUCCUGAAGACACAGAAGCAGGCCGUCGAGUUCGGCUGCUGAUGCUAUUGAAGCCAAUUUGGAAGAAAUUAGGAAAAUUCAAGGAAAUAGCCUGGAGGACACCAAAACGGGCGUGUCGGAAUACUCGAGGAAUAGGACCAACAGUUUAACGAAUUGGUGAAGAACUUCAAAAUCGACUCGCAUGGAGAGAGCGUCGUGUCGGCCUAUGAUGUGCCGAACCUUAAACCCGACAACACAACGCGCACUUUCUCGGGGCACUCGUGAGAGCUCUCGAUUUUCAUCAAGUGAACACGCGGAACGUGGCGAGACGUCACACACGGCAACAGAGAACCCGAUUGACGGUAACCAGAAAGGAAGGUGGAAUAAUUCAUCUCGAGGACUCAAGAACCACACCGUUCGAGAUGGAGAGAUCCUCGUGGACGGCGACAAUGUAUCUAAUUCAUUCCAGGUGAAUUCUAUGUGGCUGAUUUGAUUGAAUGAUGGUGUUAUGUUAUUUUCCUAAU